Messenger RNA from Cyphellophora attinorum, 1908 nucleotides. RefSeq lists its product as uncharacterized. Lineage: Eukaryota; Fungi; Ascomycota; Eurotiomycetes; Chaetothyriales; Cyphellophoraceae. The record is from RefSeq and is a predicted model, not a curated record. The transcript has a single exon. The coding region runs from base 1 to 1908 and encodes 635 amino acids.
AUGUCUAGUCAACUACCAAGUCUGUACAGCUCGCUAUCCAAGUCAGACCAUGAAGUCCGCGUCCUCACUCUGCACGCAGGCCAGGCCAGCGAACCUCUGAAAGCUUCCCUGGAGGUGACCUCUCUGAACCUCAAGCCAACCUUCAGCGCGCUGUCCUACGAAUGGGGUCCUCCCAGUCCGGAAGACUUGCUGCCCAUUACCAUCGACGGCCAUUCAUUCCUGAUCACACCCAGUCUACAUGCUUUUCUAAGUCGAGUCCGCCGCCCGGACAUCCACCUCACUCUGUGGGCGGACGCUAUCUGCAUCAACCAGGCAGACAUUAACGAGCGUAAUCACCAAGUAUCUUUGAUGGGGGAGAUCUACAAGACUGCGACAGAAGUCUUCUCCUGGCUCGGGCACGCUGCUGCCGGCAGUGAUGAGGUCUUCGAUCUGAUAAAUUCAAGGAAGUGGUCUCCGGACGCGCCGCUUGAUAGCGAUCAGGGCAAAAACGAAUUCUUUCUGGCACUGUGUGAGAGAAAUUUGUCGGCCUCGUUCAGGCUAUUGGUAGAAAGGCCGUACUGGACGAGGGUAUGGAUCUUACAAGAAGUGGUGCUCGCGAGAACGGUCGUGCUGUGUUGUGGGGGUAAGUCGGCGUCGUUAGAAGUCUUCAGAAAGUAUGGCGUCGAGACACCCUUGUGGAUGGUAGAUGGGACGCCGCUCUCGGGAUCGGGCAGGCUGGACAAUCCGCUACACCUUGUCAUUGAGCAAGGGCCUCUGAUGCAACUGAGGAUUGUCUUUUCGGGUACUACUCAAAACGGAGAUGAUGUUCCUUACCGGGAGGACUUCGAGCGACCAUGGCCGGUGUUCAGCGCUCAGGGUUCUCAGCAUAUCCGUUUCACGUUUUCGCGCCCCCCUGGGGAUCAGUUCUGGCACAUCGAAGCGCUAGAUCCGAAGCCAAGUCUGCGUCAGAGUUCCAAUUCUGACCGUGUACCCAUACCGUCGUAUGGGCACUGUUCCUUCGAGCGAGGUGAAUCAUUGCUACUGCAUAUCAGUACGAGCAACGUGGUCAACAUUGCUCGCGAGAUCAUGGCUUUCUAUUUCGGCUCGUAUCGACCACGAGCAGGCCCGAUCGUUCGAAGAAAAUACAGCGGCAGCGACCGUUCAUUCAAUUCGCUGUGCCUUACAAGUAUGCGUUUGUCAUGUACCAAUAUUCGCGACCACAUCUUCGGCCUUCUUGGAAUUGUCACUGAUCCUACAGCUGCCGCGGGUGGAUUUUCGUCACAAGUGAGUCUUUUCAAGCCGGAUUAUAAGUGGACACCAGCCGAAGUCCUCCUCAACAGUCUGAACUACUUCCAGCCGCAUCGUGCUAUGGACACUGCUGUCCUAGCGGCACGAUUCCUGGGCCUCUAUGAUCCGAAGGGUAUAGACGACUUUAUUCAUCGUCAGAAGACCGCUUCACUUUCCGAGCGCUAUGCAUGCAGUGUCAUGCUGUCCGCGUCGCCAGUUCCGAACUCCAGCAGAACGGCCCUCUUCGGCUUGCAGCAUUUCGCCACUAGCCCUUCAGCAGAACGGCGAACAUUCAAGCUAGAUCACAGCACAUACCUGACAGCUGAGCUCGAUGAUGCCGCAAGACCAGGAAUGUUUCGAUGCAUAAGUAUGUCAUACCGUGGACCUUUCAUCAAACCCCUCACUGGCGCGCAUGCGAGUCUUCUGAAUAGACUGGCAGAGUACUUCCCGGCGAUCACAAUCAAUGCCAAUGACUCGCCACAGCAUUGGCCUUCGAAAAAUGAUGUCGUCGUUCAAAUGCCAUUCAUGUGCUUCUACACCCUCCUAACUGACGAGAUUUGUCGUGAGAAUGCUUUCAAGCACAACUUAGCAAUCGAUCAUCGAGCAGAUCUGAGCACAAAUGGUGCGCCGAUGUGGUUAUAG